Messenger RNA from Macaca mulatta (Rhesus monkey), 3575 nucleotides. NCBI's taxonomy places the organism in Eukaryota, Metazoa, Chordata, Mammalia, Primates, Cercopithecidae. The record is from RefSeq and is a predicted model, not a curated record.
AUGGAGUCUCCCUUAGCCACCCAGGCUGGAGUGCAGUGGCGCAGUCUCGGCUCACUGCAACCACCGUCUCCCGGGUUCCAGCAAUUCUCCUGUCUCAACCUCCUGAGUAGCUGGAAUUACAGGCACUCACCAUCAUGCCUGACUAAUUUUUGUAUUUUGGUAGAGAUGGGUUUUCACCAUGUUGGCCAGGCUGGUCUUCAGCUCCUGAUCCCAGUUCUUUGGAGUGACUUUCAAGAUGGACUCUACUCUAACAGCAAGUGAAAUCCGGCAGCGAUUUAUAGAUUUCUUCAAGAGGAACGAGCAUACCUACAUUCACUCGUCUGCCACCAUCCCAUUGGAUGACCCCACUUUGCUGUUUGCCAAUGCGGGCAUGAACCAGUUUAAACCCAUCUUCCUGAACACAAUUGACCCAUCUCACCCCAUGGCAAAGCUGAGCAGAGCCGCCAAUACCCAGAAAUGCAUCCGGGCUGGGGGCAAACACAAUGACCUGGACGAUGUGGGCAAGGAUGUCUAUCAUCACACCUUCUUCGAGAUGUUGGGCUCUUGGUCUUUUGGAGAUUACUUUAAGGAAUUGGCAUGUAAGAUGGCUCUGGAACUCCUCACUCAAGAGUUUGGCAUUCCCAUUGGAAGACUUUAUGUUACUUACUUUGGCGGGGAUGAAGCAGCUGGCUUAGAACCAGAUCUGGAAUGCAAACAGAUCUGGCAAAAUUUGGGGCUGGAUGACACCAAAAUCCUCCCAGGCAACAUGAAGGAUAACUUCUGGGAGAUGGGUGACACAGGCCCCUGCGGUCCUUGCAGUGAGAUACACUACGACCGGAUUGGUGGUCGGGAUGCCGCACACCUUGUCAACCAGGACGACCCUAAUGUGCUGGAGAUCUGGAACCUUGUGUUCAUCCAGUAUAACAGGGAAGCUGAUGGCAUUCUGAAACCUCUUCCCAAGAAAAGCAUUGACACAGGGAUGGGCCUGGAGCGACUGGUAUCUGUGCUGCAGAAUAAGAUGUCCAACUAUGACACUGACCUUUUUGUCCCUUACUUUGAAGCCAUUCAGAAGGGCACAGGUGCCCGACCGUACACUGGGAAGGUUGGUGCUGAGGAUGCUGAUGGGAUUGACAUGGCCUACCGGGUGCUGGCUGACCACGCUCGGACCAUCACUGUGGCACUGGCUGAUGGUGGCCGGCCUGACAACACAGGGCGCGGGUAUGUGUUGAGACGGAUUCUCCGCCGAGCUGUCCGGUACGCCCAUGAAAAGCUCAAUGCCAGCAGGGGCUUCUUUGCUACAUUAGUAGAUGUUGUUGUACAGUCCCUGGGAGAUGCAUUUCCUGAGCUGAAGAGGGACCCAGACAUGGUGAAGGACAUCAUUAAUGAAGAAGAGGUGCAGUUUCUCAAGACUCUCAGCAGAGGGCGUCGCAUCCUGGACAGGAAAAUUCAGAGCCUGGGAGACAGCAAGACCAUUCCCGGAGACACUGCUUGGCUCCUCUAUGACACCUAUGGGUUUCCAGUGGAUCUGACUGGACUGAUUGCUGAAGAGAAGGGCCUGGUGGUAGACAUGGAUGGCUUUGAAGAGGAGAGGAAACUGGCCCAGCUGAAAUCACAGGGCAAGGGAGCCGGUGGGGAAGAUCUCAUUAUGCUGGACAUUUACGCUAUCGAAGAGCUCCGGGCACGGGGUCUGGAGGUUACAGAUGAUUCCCCAAAGUACAAUUACCAUUUGGACUUCAGUGGUAGCUACGUAUUUGAGAACACAGUGGCUACAGUGAUGGCUCUGCGCAGGGAGAAGAUGUUCGUGGAAGAGGUGUCCACAGGCCAGGAGUGUGGAGUGGUGCUGGACAAGACCUGUUUCUAUGCUGAGCAAGGAGGGCAGAUCUAUGACGAAGGCUACCUGGUGAAGGUGGAUGACAGCAGCGAGGAUAAAACAGAGUUUACGGUGAAGAAUGCUCAGGUCCGAGGAGGGUAUGUGCUACACAUCGGAACGAUCUACGGUGACCUGAAAGUGGGAGAUCAGGUCCGGUUGUUUAUUGAUGAGCCCCGACGAAGACCCAUCAUGAGCAACCACACAGCUACGCACAUUCUGAACUUUGCCCUGCGCUCAGUGCUUGGGGAAGCUGACCAGAAAGGCUCACUGGUUGCUCCUGACCGCCUUAGAUUUGACUUCACUGCCAAGGGAGCCAUGUCCACCCAACAGAUCAAGAAGGCUGAAGAGAUUGCUAAUGAGAUGAUUGAGGCAGCCAAGCCCGUCUACACUCAGGAUUGCCCCCUGGCGGCAGCAAAAGCCAUCCAGGGCCUACGGGCUGUGUUUGAUGAGACUUAUCCUGACCCUGUGCGAGUCGUCUCCAUUGGAGUCCCGGUGUCUGAGCUGCUGGGUGACCCCUCUGGGCCUGCCGGCUCCCUGACUUCUGUUGAGUUUUGUGGGGGAACGCACCUGCGGAACUCAAGUCACGCAGGAGCUUUUGUGAUUGUGACGGAAGAAGCCAUCGCCAAGGGUAUCCGGAGGAUCGUGGCUGUCACGGGUGCCGAAGCCCAGAAGGCCCUCAGGAAAGCAGAGAGCUUGAAGAAAUCUCUCUCUGUCAUGGAAGCCAAAGUGAAGGCCCAGACUGCUCCAAACAAGGAUGUGCAGAGGGAGAUCGCUGACCUUGGAGAGGCCCUGGCCAGUGCAGUCAUCCCCCAGUGGCAGAAGGACGAAUUGCGGGAGACUCUCAAAUCCCUAAAGAAGGUCAUGGAUGACCUAGACCGAGCCAGCAAAGCCGAUGUCCAGAAACGAGUGUUAGAGAAGACAAAGCAGCUUAUCGACAGCAACCCCAACCAGCCCCUCGUCAUCCUGGAGAUGGAGAGCGGUGCCUCAGCCAAGGCCCUGAAUGAAGCCUUGAAGCUCUUCAAGACACACUCCCCUCAGACAUCUGCCAUGCUCUUCACGGUGGACAACGAGGCUGGCAAGAUCACUUGCCUGUGUCAAGUCCCUCAGAAUGCAGCCAAUCGGGGCUUAAAAGCCAGCGAGUGGGUACAGCAGGUGUCAGGCCUGAUGGACGGUAAAGGUGGGGGCAAGGAUGUGUCUGCACAGGCCACAGGCAAAAACAUUGGCUGCCUGCAGGAGGCGCUGCAGCUGGCCACUUCCUUCGCCCAGCUGCGCCUCGGGGAUGUAAAGAACUGAGCGGGGGAGGAGGUGGCUUCUACUGGCUCCAUCCGUCCAGCCGGGAGCUCUUCAUCUGCUACAAGAACAUUUGAAUCCUGGGACCUUUUGAGAGCCCCUCCUACCCCGGCUGUACCUGGAACACCCUCACGAGCAGUCCUGUGACUCAGCGCCCCUUAUACUUCUGCCCUGAGCCCUCCACGUCAGUGCCAUCUGUCGAGAACCACUACCCCCGCAUUGCUGUUGAUCACCACACUCGCAUCUGUAGAUAACAGCUUUCCAGCCUGAGCUUUCCGCGUCAGCAAGGACGAAUCGUUUUUUGCUGCAGAGAAUAAAAGGACCACGUGCAAUACUUAAUGCUAUAUGAUCUCUAUCCCUCUUCCCAGGUGGAGCUCGCUGUUUUGACAGCCCUUGGCCCCUGCUGUCUGUAGAAUAAAUGCUGUGGCUUAUACUG